This is a messenger RNA of Geodia barretti, 1344 nucleotides long. NCBI's taxonomy places the organism in Eukaryota, Metazoa, Porifera, Demospongiae, Tetractinellida, Geodiidae. The record is from the annotation of a GenBank genome assembly.
AGGAGGCUCUGAGCAAUGUGAGAACAGUGCGGGCAUUUGCCAUGGAGGACUAUGAGGUGGACCUGUACUCCAGGGAUCUGAGGACCUCUCAGAGCUACAACGAGAGACUCGGUUUUGGAAUUGCCGCAUUCCAGGCUCUCUCGAAUAUUGCAGUGAAUGGUGUUGCUCUUGUGGUACUCUCCUAUGGAGGACUGCUACUGGCUAAUAAUCAAAUCAGUCCAGGAAACCUUAUGUCAUUUCUCAUCGCAACACAGACCAUUCAGAGGUCUCUGGGAAGUCUGUCAACUCUGUUUGGUCAGGUGGUGAAAGGAUUGAGCUCAGGAUCGCGAGUGUUCCAGUACAUCACUGUUGAUAGAGAGACCAGUCUCCAGACAGGUGGCCUCGCACUGGGUGCAGUCGGUGGAACUGUCUACUUCAAAGAUGUCCUGUUCUCUUAUCCCUCCAGACCCAACCAGGUUGUGCUAGAUAACCUAACCCUCACCCUACCACAAGGGAAGGUGACUGCCCUAUGUGGGCUAUCAGGAGCAGGGAAGUCGACUGUUGCUGCCCUGUUAGAGAGAUUCUAUGAGCCAACUGGUGGGAGGAUAUACCUGGAUGACAGCCCUCUGGAUGAGUUGGAUCCCUCCUGGCUGCGAGGGAGGGUACUGGGCUUUAUCAACCAGGAGCCAGUCCUGUUUGCAACCACAAUCAUGGAGAAUAUUAGAUAUGGCAGACCCUCUGCUUCUGAUCGGGAGGUAUUUAUAAUGACGACAACAAUGUGUAUUAUGAAGCCACUCAUGUCGGGCCCCAAAGCCUCUGUCGGUAUAUGAGGCAGCAAGACAGGCUAAUGCAGACAGUUUCAUCCGUGAAUUCCCAGAAGGGUACGGCACGGUUGUGGGAGAGCGGGGCGUCACUGUGUCAGGUGGGCAGAAGCAACGUAUCGCCAUAGCCCGGGCUCUGCUCAAGAAUCCCAGGAUCCUCAUUCUUGACGAGGCCACUAGUGCACUCGACGCACACUCAGAGAAGUUGGUUCAGGAUGCCCUGGACCAAGUGUGCCAGGGUAGAACGGUGCUGGUGAUUGCUCAUCGAUUCAGCACUAUCCAGAAUGCCGACUGCAUUGCAGUUCUACAUAAAGGACAGCUGAGAGAGCUUGGAAAUCACAAAGAUCUAAUGAAUAAAGAUGGCAUGUAUAGUGCUUUGAUUAAAAGACAGACUAUGUUUGAAUAAUUGCUUAAUAUUGACACUGUUAUUCAGUCAAUUGUUGUUUGCUUUAAUAAAUAAUGUGAUUUAUACAUGGCCCUAAUAAUUAUAAUACCAUUACAAGCUACGGAGUGUUAGGCGGUUUCUUAUUGCAGUGUUCCCCUU